Messenger RNA from Saccoglossus kowalevskii, 1869 nucleotides. RefSeq lists its product as uncharacterized. Gene Ontology annotation, biological process: microtubule-based movement. Gene Ontology annotation, cellular component: cytoplasm. The record is from RefSeq and is a predicted model, not a curated record. Gene Ontology annotation, molecular function: ATP binding; microtubule binding; microtubule motor activity. NCBI's taxonomy places the organism in Eukaryota, Metazoa, Hemichordata, Enteropneusta, Harrimaniidae.
GUGUAAACAGUGGGCGAUAUACGCAUCAUUUUAACUGAAACACGAUAGCAAAGGAACCUGUAUUUAAUAUUGGAAAGAUUGUGGCUAUUCAUACAUUGAUUGAUUCAAAGGUAAUAUUUACAUAUCAAGAUGAAUCUUGAUACUGUUGGUCGAAUCCGUCCAUCAAUUCGCGGUGAAGGACCCCAUAGUUUGAAUAUAACAGGACAUCAUAGAAUUGUGGGAAGAGAAAGUGGUCAUGGACACAGUUUUCAGAUGUUAUACAAGCAGGAGUCAUCAAAUUUUGAUGUUUAUCGUAAAACUGUUGAACCCAUGUUGAAUAUCUACUUAGCUGGUUAUAACUGUGCUGUCUUGUCCAUUGGAGAGAGCUAUUCUGGAAAAUCAUACACUCUGACAGGAGAAAACACAAAUAAAGCUGGAAUAAUUCCUAUAUUCCUGGAUGCCUUGUUUAAUAAGUUGGAUGAUGGUCGAAGGUCUGAUGAAGCAUACAUGUAUGAUGAGAAAGUCAAGAUUCAGAAAGGACAAGUUACUCUGCAAAUGAUUGAAAUCUAUAAUGAGACAGUCAGGGAUUUGUUACAGUUACCGUCUGCUCGGAAUCCAAUACCACUGAAAAACACUCCACAAGAAGGAGUCACAGCUAAGAAUUCUCUGAAGACGCCAAUUAGAAGCGCAGCAGAUGCCACAGCUUUAUUUCGUCAGGGCUGGGGAAGACGAACCAUAACUCAGACAGACCAUGGAUCAGCACAUUGUUAUGCAUCUAUAUUAAUAACAGUAGAGUUAACAGCUCGGCAUGGUGAGAACCCACAUCCAAACAUGUCAAAGUUCACGUUUAUUGAUACACCAGCAGCUGAGAAGUUAGCAGAAGAUUCAAGUCAGAUUAGAUUAAGAGAAGGACCCACAUUAAGUAGAUCUCUACUUGGUUUGGGACAGUUAACGGCUAAUCUUGCUAACUCACCCAACCCAGAGCGAGUCAUUAACUAUACAGAUUCUAAGUUAACAAGUUUACUUCAUGAUGUCCUGGGUGGUAAUUGCAAAACAGCAGCAAUUAUACAUUUUAGACCUCAGCCAGAUCCUCACACCUUAUCAACAAUGUUACGUUUAUCAAGUCAACUGUCAAUGGUCAGGAAUUUCCCGAUACUCAAUGACAGUUUGGCACAGGGAUUGCUGACCCAGUACAGAGCUAGAAUUGUGAGUUUGGAGGACAUGCUGGGUCUUGGAGUAACAUCUGGUGUAGGUAAAGCUAGUGUUGGAGAUUUAAAAGAUGACCACAGGAAAAUAGCAAUGGAAAAUAUCCAGCUUAAGGACAAAAACGAAAGGUUGUUAAGCAAGCUGGAGUCUCUUCAAGGCAAGUUUAAAGAUAUUACUGACGCUAAGACAAAUCUUUCUGGCAAACUCAUAAUGAGUGAAGAAGAAAAACUACGGGUGUCAAAGACACUGGUUGAUCUACAACUUGAAAAUAACAAGAUAAAAGAAUCUGCUGAGCAGUCUAGAUUUGAGCAUACCAAUAGGAUAUUGGCAUUGGAAAAUGAACUGAUGGAACUUGGAAUUGAGAAAGAUAAAAUAUCAAAGAAAUACAGAGAUGCAAAGGAAAGAUUAGAUGAAAUGGAACGCGACAGGAAGGAACUAGCUGAUGAAUAUGUUUCAUUAAAAUCAAACUAUGUGGCCCUCAGUAAAGAACAUGAAAGAGAACUAGCAAAGAAUGAAGAAUUAGGAAUAGAACUGUUGAAUCUUGUUAAUGCAAGAGCUACUUUGCUAAAACAACAAGAAAACAUGAGAGAAAACUCUGCAAAGCAUUUAUUUGGUGAAAGACAUGUUUUUAUAGAACAUUGUGACUGGGGUGGAUGUCUGAGAGGAAUAAGUUUUAUGAAUUGA